Messenger RNA from Geodia barretti, 1320 nucleotides. The record is from the annotation of a GenBank genome assembly. NCBI's taxonomy places the organism in Eukaryota, Metazoa, Porifera, Demospongiae, Tetractinellida, Geodiidae.
AUGGCACUCUUCGUUGAUUACUAUCAACUGACGAUGGGGCAAGCGGAUUUCAAUGCGGGGAAUAAUUCUGUUAUCACAGCGAACUACUACGUCCGUGAAAUUCCACAAGGGCAAUAUUUAAUUGCGGCUGGGUUGGAACAGGUCAUCCACUACAUCUUAAAUUUGCGUUUUACCGAUGCUACGCUCGACUGGUUGGCAGAACGUGGAGAUCUGAGUGCUGACUACCUCGCUUCGCUUAAAGAUUUCCGUUUCGACGGUUCCGUUUUUGCAGUUCCCGAAGGCACGCUUGUUUUUCCCAAUGAACCGAUUAUCAACGUCACGGGCAAAUCCCGAGAUGUCCAACUUUUUGAAACCUAUCUGCUCUGUGUCAUGAAUUUCCAGACGUUGAUUGCUACGAAAGCCUCACGUAUUGUGCAGGCGGCGCGCGGUAGACCUGUUUUUGACUUCGGGGCGCGACGCGCACACGGUAGGGAUGCUGGUAUCUUGGCUGCACGCGCAUCUUUUAUCGGUGGUGCAAGUGGCACGUCGUUGGUGCUUGCAGGGUGCUUAUUCGAUAUUCCCUACGUCGGCACGAUGGCACAUAAAUUCGUCUCUGAACGUCCUACCGAGUUAGCGGCUUUCCAAGAUUAUGCCGCGGCUUUUCCGAAUAACACGACGCUCCUGAUUGAUACAUACAAUACACUUGAAGGCGCGCGGAACGCAUGUAUCGUCGCAAAGGAGAUGGAGGCACGUGGUGCCCGAUUACGCUCAGUACGAUUGGACAGUGGUGACCUCUUGAUACUCAGCAAACAGGUGCGUCGUAUCCUUGACGCUGAGGGACUUGAUUACGUUCAGAUUAUCGCAAGCAAUGAACUUGAUGAAUUCCAGAUAGACACUUUGCUCGGAAGCGGUGCGCCGCUUGACAGUUUCGGUGUCGCACGCGACUCGCUACGCGAAGGGGCUCCGUCUGCACUCGGUGGUGUCUAUAAGUUGGUCGAGAGUGACGGCAGACCUGUCGGGAAACAGUCGCUUGAUGAGCCUUUCAAAGCCACGAUACCGGGCAAGAAACAGGUCUAUCGCCUAACCGAUACCGCUGGGAAUUAUGCUAAAGAUUGGGUAACACUUUGGGAUGAAGCGGUCUCCGAGGGGCAACCGCUUCUUGUUCCGGUCAUCGAAAAUGGGGAGUUGGUGUCCGAUUUUCCAAACCUGCAGGAUAUUCAGGCACGGACGAUCACGGAACUCAAAAAAUUGCCCGAUUCGCAUAAACGUCUAACGGAGGCAACACCUUAUGUUGUGGAAAUGCAUCCUUCGCUGUUAGCGCAUGUGGAAGGCACAUCCUAA